Messenger RNA from Rodentolepis nana, 543 nucleotides. The record is from the annotation of a GenBank genome assembly. NCBI's taxonomy places the organism in Eukaryota, Metazoa, Platyhelminthes, Cestoda, Cyclophyllidea, Hymenolepididae.
AUGUCUGAAAAAGUUGAGGACUUCACUUUGAAGGAAUACCACGAGAGAUUAAAAAACAUUUUUAAGAGACUCAACAGUGUGCCAAUUGACCAGAAAAUGGCCAGAUAUCAUCCAAACUCGGUAGAUCGCAGCUCAAGUGAAAGCGAGAGUGAAUCAAGUGAUGAAGAGACGUCUUCUGAAGAAACGACUUCAAGUGAAGCUACAUCAACCUCUGAGGAUUCUGAUGAAACUUCAGACGAGACGACAUCAGAUUCGGAGGAUUCAGAAUCCAGUGAGUCUGAAGAAGAAAGUGAAACAUCUUCAGAUGAGGAGAGCGGGAGUGAGGACGAGUCGUCUGAAGAAACUGGCUCCGAGUCUGAGAAUUCAAGCAGUAGCCCCGAAUCUUCUGAAGAGGAAUCAAUCAAGGAGGACAAUGUGAAAGAGAGGAGGAGGAAGAGUGAGAGCAAAAAAAAUACGCCCUCAACAGUUGAAAAGGGUAAAACUCAAGUUUCAUUUGCUGAAGGGAGGAAUAAGUCUUCAUUAAAGGGGAAAAAUACCAAGUAG